AUGACUUCCACUGUUCUUCCCACAACGACCCUGGCCACUCUCGUCCAGCCCACCAUCCAAUCUUCUCAGGUCAAGGAUGCCGAGGCCAAGACUUCUCCGGGCAACCCUAUCACCGCGCAAGAAGCGAAGUCCGGGGCUGUUUCUACCACCGCUUCUACUGCGGCGACUGCUGUUCAGACGGCUUCGUGUGAGACUUUCAUCGGCCUGGGCACUCGCUAUGGCCUGUCUGACGGCUGCGCCGAGGAAAACUGCUGGCAGAAUGGAGCCUGCUCCUUCGUGGGCUACGAGCUGCCCGCCGGCCUCGAUGGAUCAACUUGCGUGUCGGACGACAUCUGGAACAACGGUGCCAACUGCGGUGGCUGCAUCUCGGUGACUUACAAAGGCAAGACCCUCAAGAUAAUGGUCACCAACCGAACCGGCGGUAACGCGACCCACCUGGACAUGACCCCCGAUACCUGGUCCAAGUUGACCAACGGAUACUCUGGCGGCGCUGUUGACGGCAUCGAGUGGGAGUGGAUCGCCUGCCCUCUCCCCGAGUCUUCUCCUCUCCAGGUUCACAUGCACAAGGGCGCCUCUCAGUACUGGUUCGCGGCCACGAUCGAGAACGCUACACUCAGAAACAAGAAGGUCGAGGUUAGCAGCGACGAGGGUGCGACUUGGAAGGCUGCUACGCUCCACAACCCCAACAUGUGGGAGCUUACUGGCACUCUCCCCAGCGCUACGGCCUGGGUCCGUGUCACUAGCAUCAACGGCGAUGAGGUUAUCGUCAAAGAUGUGGCUCUUGCAUCUGGAAAGGUUACCAAAGCCACCGAUAACUACUAA
Molecule: messenger RNA, 822 nt
Organism: Colletotrichum aenigma
Lineage: Eukaryota; Fungi; Ascomycota; Sordariomycetes; Glomerellales; Glomerellaceae
Gene: expl5
Product: Expansin-like protein 5
Exons: 2
Coding region: 1-822 (273 amino acids)
Source: RefSeq, a predicted model, not a curated record